UCAUGUGACUCGCGGACUCAUUUCCUCCAACAUGGCGGCCGUGUCUCUGCCGCUGGCGGCUCUGCUGCCGCUCCUCUGCGGGGUUUUAGGCUUCCCUCUCGGGCAGGAAACCGGACCGACCGCCGCCUGCGGCUACCGGUCCUGUCAUGCCACCAAGCCCAACCUGCUGAACGUCCACCUGGUCCCUCACACGCAUGACGACGUCGGCUGGCUCAAGACUGUGGACCAGUACUACUAUGGAGACCGCAACGACAUCCAGCAUGCGGGGGUGCAGUACAUCCUGGACUCCGUGGUGGAUCAGCUGCUGAAGAACCCCGACAGGAGGUUCAUCUACGUGGAGACGGCGUUCUUCUACCGCUGGUGGAAGCGGCAGAGCGCCGACGUGCGGCGGACGGUCAGGCGGCUGGUGGAUGAAGGCCGUCUGGAGUUUGUGAACGGGGGCUGGUGCAUGAGUGACGAGGCCACCACCCACUACAGCGCCGUCAUCGACCAGAUGACCAUGGGCCUGAGGUUCCUCAACGACACGUUCGGGCCUUGUGGGCGCCCCCGCGUCGCCUGGCACAUCGACCCCUUUGGCCACGCCCGCGAACACGCCUCCAUGUUCGCCCAGAUGGGGUACGACGGCUUCUUCUUUGGCCGUCUGGACUACCAGGACCGGUCUCGCAGGAGGAUCGCGCGGGAGCAGGAGCUCCUGUGGAGGGCCUCCGACAGCCUCACCCCCCCCAUGGCGGACCUCUUCACCGGGAUCCUCCCCAACGGGUACAACCCUCCUGAGGGCUUCUGCUGGGACCAGUCCUGUGACGAUCCACCAAUCAGAGACGACCCCGACCUGGAGGACUACAAUGUGGACGAUGUGGUGAAGCGCUUCCUCGCCAUCGCCAACACUCAGGCGAAGGUGUACAAGACCAACCACAUCAUCAUGACCAUGGGCUCAGACUUCCAGUACGAGAACGCCAACCUGUGGUACAAGAACCUGGACAAGCUGAUCCGCUACGUCAACGGCCGGCAGGCCAACGGCAGCCGGGUCCACGCGCUCUACUCCACCCCUUCCUGUUACCUGCAGGAGCUGCACAGAGCCAACCUCACCUGGGCUUUGAAGACGGACGAUUUCUUUCCUUACGCGGACGACGCCCACGAUUUGUGGACCGGAUACUUCACCAGCCGCCCGGCGCUGAAGCGCUACGAGAGGAUCAGCAACGGCAACCUGCAGACGUGUAACCAGCUGGAGGUUCUCGGAGGUCCGAUCUCCAGAAACGGACCUUUUGGAAAAGGGGACAGCCAAACCAUGAAGAAGGCGAUGGCCGUGGCUCAGCACCACGACGCCGUGUCGGGCACGGAGAAGCAGCACGUCGCCGACGACUACGCCCGGAGGCUGGCCGGCGGCUGGCUGCGCUGUCAGGUUCUAGUCAGCAACAGCCUGGCGGCGCUGAGCGGCUCGACCGCCGAGCGGAUCUACUGCGACAAGCUGAACGUCAGCGUGUGUCCGCUCACCGAGUCCAGCAGCAAGUUCUCAGUCAAUGUGUACAACCCUCUCGCUCGCCCCGUCUCUUGGCCGGUCAGACUGCCGGUGAACGGAACGUCGUACAAAGUGUCGGAUGCUGAAGGCCGAUCUGUGGACUGUCAGGUGGUUCCGUUGUCGGCGGCGACGCGCGCGGUGAGGAGGAACCGCGGCUUCGCCGUCAACGAGCUGGUGUUCCAGGCGCGGGCUCCUCCGCUGGGCUUCACCACCUACUCCGUGUCCCUGCUUCGGGACGGGCCUCCGGCCGCCUCCACGCGGCGCCGCACGCCCACCGCCAUCCAGAACAAGUUCCUACGAGUGACCUUUGACCCCGACACCGGCCUCCUGAGCGGCCUCAGCAACCUGGAGACCAAACAGACCAUCAAGCUGACGCAGAACUUCUACUGGUACAACGCCAGCGACGGCAACAACUCUAAGAGUGACCAGCCUUCGGGCGCCUACAUCUUCAGGCCCAACUCCUCCACGCCGUUCGUCAUCAGCCGGACGGCCAAGACGGAGACCGUUCAGACCUCCGUGCUGCAGGAGGUGAGGCAGUGGUUCUCUCCCUGGGUCUCUCAGGUGGUCCGUCUCCACGGCGACAGCAGAGCUCUGGAGCUGGAGUGGACCGUCGGACCGCUGCCCAUCGAUGACGACCUUGGGAAGGAGGUCAUCACUCGUCUGGACUCCAGCAUCCAAACCGCUGAAUAUUUCUACACCGACUCCAACGGCCGAGAAAUCCUCCAGAGGAAGAAAGAUUUCCGUCCCACGUGGAUCCUCCGGCAGUCGGAGCCGGUCGCUGGAAACUAUUAUCCCAUCAACUCCAGAGCGUUCAUCAAGGAUGAAGUGGACCAGCUCACGGUGGUGACGGACCGCUCUCAGGGAGGAAGCAGCAUCCAGAACGGCUCUCUGGAGAUCAUGCUCCACCGCCGGCUGCUCUACGACGACGUCCGCGGCGUGGCCGAGCCCCUCAACGAGACCUCGGCCCUCUUCCCGGAGGGGCUGGUGGUCCGAGGUCGCCUCCUGCUCUCUCUGGACCGCCCCCCCACCGCGGCCGACGCACACCGCCCCCUGGCGCAGCAGGCGGUACUGCAGCCGACGCUGACGUUCACAGACGGAGAGCCGCGGCCGAACACUCGGCUGGAGUUCUCCGGGCUGCAGGCUGCGCUGCCCCCUGCUGUCCACCUGCUCACACUGACGCAGUGGGACGAGGACUCGGUGCUGCUGAGGCUGGAGCACCAGUUCCAGAGCCGGGAGAGCAAAGAGAACUCCCGGCCCGUCACCGUCAACCUGCAGAAGCUGUUUUCCACUCUGGAGAUUCUGGGCGCGUCCGAACUGAACCUGUCGGCCAAUCAGUGGAAAGACGAGAUGAAACGUUUUCAUUGGACGCCACAGACGGAUGAGAAGCCCCUGCUGAAGCGGUCCGGAGACCCCUCGUCGUGGGAGGUGACCUUGAGGCCGAUGGAGAUCCGAACCUUCCUGCUGAGGGUCGACCUCAGAUAGCCGAUCGCUGCUUCAAUCGAUCCUCGUUCCGAUUGGACACUUUUUACAAUCAGAAAAAUGAAGAAUCACGUUUGUGCUGAAGCUGCCUUUCAAAACUUGAAAUCACACAAAUCCUUAAAGACAUUUUACUGCCAACGAUGACUGACUGUGUACAUAUUGUUUGAAUGCUGAUCGUCAAGCAAUUGAUAAUAAAAGUAUAUCAUUCUUA
Molecule: messenger RNA, 3206 nt
Organism: Cyclopterus lumpus (lumpfish)
Lineage: Eukaryota; Metazoa; Chordata; Actinopteri; Perciformes; Cyclopteridae
Gene: man2b1
Product: mannosidase, alpha, class 2B, member 1
Exons: 23
Coding region: 32-2998 (988 amino acids)
Biological process (GO): mannose metabolic process
Cellular component (GO): lysosome
Molecular function (GO): alpha-mannosidase activity; carbohydrate binding
Source: RefSeq, a predicted model, not a curated record